Cornus florida is the source of this 831-nucleotide messenger RNA. Its product is annotated as xyloglucan endotransglucosylase/hydrolase protein 2-like. Gene Ontology annotation, cellular component: cell wall; apoplast. Gene Ontology annotation, biological process: cell wall biogenesis; xyloglucan metabolic process. The record is from RefSeq and is a predicted model, not a curated record. Gene Ontology annotation, molecular function: xyloglucan:xyloglucosyl transferase activity; hydrolase activity, hydrolyzing O-glycosyl compounds. The transcript is spliced from 4 exons. NCBI's taxonomy places the organism in Eukaryota, Viridiplantae, Streptophyta, Magnoliopsida, Cornales, Cornaceae. The coding region runs from base 1 to 831 and encodes 276 amino acids.
AUGGGUUUGCAUCUACUGAGCUUCUUUAUGAUAGUUCUGGUGGGGAAAAUAUUAGCACAACAGUCCAGCUAUGAUGAAAACUACAAUGUUGCAUUUGGAGCUGAUCAUGUCUGGUCUCAACACGAGGGCAAGGAUGUUCAGCUCUCCCUUGACCAAUCCUCUGGAUCUGGAAUUCAAUCCAAGAUGAGUUAUAGCUCUGGGUUCUUCCAUUUCAGGAUAAAGUUACCUGACAAAGACUCUGCAGGCGUCGUAACAGCUUUCUAUAUGACUUCACACAAUGGCAACGAAUUGGACUUUGAGUUUCUGGGUAACAGAGAAGGGAAGCCCUACUUAGUCCAGACUAAUGUCUUUACAAAUGGAGUAGGAGGUAGAGAGCAGAGGAUCCAUCUAUGGUUUGAUCCCACUGCAAGCUUCCAUACUUACAGAAUCUUAUGGAACCAACACCAGAUAGUGUUUUUCAUCGACUAUACUCCCAUUCGGGUUUUCAAGAACAGGGGAGAGAUAGGAGUUGGGUACCCAACACAACCAAUGCAAGUAGAAGCAAGUAUAUGGGAUGGAGAUAAUUGGGCCACAGAUGGUGGGGAGACUAAAAUUGAUUGGAAUCACGCACCAUUCAGAGCUCAUUUUCGAAGCUUUGGCAUCGAUGGAUGCACCGAUAACUUUGGCACAGGUUGCUAUUCUUCCCAGUUUUGGUGGAACAGAGAGGAGUAUUGGAGUCUAUCCCGGGACCAAGAAAGCCAAUAUGAGACUGUGAAACAAGGAUACAUGAACUAUGAUUACUGCAAUGACACACAAAGGUACCCAACAGCUCCACUUGAAUGCCCACAGUGA